GAACUAGAUUGCUCAAAGAUAUAGUAUCCUACACUACGUGGUCGGAGAUCGACAUAUAAAUACCUCAUCGCAUCCUUCUUUACGAACAGAGUGGAGCAAGAACUGUCAAAAUGCUACGAAUUUUCAUCUCGUUCUAUCUAUUCAACUUAUGUCUUUCGACUCCACUUCAGAAAAAGGCUGAUAAUUUGCUGACGAGGCAUGCAAGGAGCGUAGCUGGUCGAGAAAUAGGAUGUACGGAUAUGGACAGUGUCCCAGGGGACUAUAUUUACAGCUCAAUAGGAGGCCAACAAGUGUGUGGAUUUUUCCUCAUAGGACUAACAGACCAACUCGUAGAGAUAGAAUUCACAAGCUUUAAUAUUGGGUGCCAAGACGGGGGAUUGCUUAGUAUUGUAGAUGGCUGGGAACUUCAGGGUCAGUACUUCCCGAGUGAGCAGGACCACCAAGUGCCAAUAGACUCGAGAUUCAACUCGUUUUGUGGCGAAGAUGCCCCAAAGAAAUUCUACAUAUCUUCCCAGAACGUGGCCUUGCUGCAAUUUAGAAUACCGGUUAUUGGACAGGGUUUCCAGGUCAAAGUUAAUUUUCCACAAAAUCCCGAACCGUGUAAUGCUGUAUCAAUAUUUCAAGAAGGCGAAUAUACACUUUCUAAUUACGGCAAAAGAAGAAAUUGCUCACUGUCCAUUAUAUAUCCCGAGCGAAUUGAAUUUGAAGAGGUGAAUGUUGGAUCGAACCCAGAUAUACCUAUGGGCUUGAGACGGGCUGGUACUAUAGAAAGGUGCCGCACACGUAAAGGUGGAGAUUACGUUGAAGUUCGUGAUGGAAACGGCAUGGACCCAAUGACGAUGUGGAAGGUUGGUCACUUUUGUGGGAUGGAAACCCCUGCCGGUGCUUUGUUCUAUGAUCUCGGUUGUCAACAUUCCGUAGUACGCGAAUACAGGUUGUUUACAUCCCCGUUGCUUAAGUACGAGUUUGGCAUCUUCAAUCCAUCCCAACGACAAGAGCCCCGUACCCAAUCGGAGCCAGAUUGAGUUCUGGGUAAUUCCCUCUUCCCGUAAGAUUAGCUGGAAAAAGAUAUCUACACCAAGAGAGAAUGGCUACCGGAUAUCAGAGACACUGUACGAAACAAAAAUCUCAGGGCAUGAAACUCAUAGGAAAUUAUGAGCUACUGGCGUCCUCUGUUAGCAAUUUUACUUGUGCGGAGAAUACAUACAAUACAUAACCGUAUACUAUCAAAAUACUGAUCACAAAGACUAUAGUUAAACCAUAGCUAGAAGCUCAGAUAUUAAUUUAUUGACUGCAAGCAAAACUCUAUUUGAACGUGUAAAAUAGCUCCAUAUU
Molecule: messenger RNA, 1335 nt
Organism: Owenia fusiformis
Lineage: Eukaryota; Metazoa; Annelida; Polychaeta; Sabellida; Oweniidae
Source: the annotation of a GenBank genome assembly